This is a messenger RNA of Puntigrus tetrazona (Sumatra barb), 2064 nucleotides long. It is a transcript of the gene ctsa, whose product is annotated as cathepsin A. Gene Ontology annotation, molecular function: serine-type carboxypeptidase activity. The transcript has 15 exons. The record is from RefSeq and is a predicted model, not a curated record. Lineage: Eukaryota; Metazoa; Chordata; Actinopteri; Cypriniformes; Cyprinidae. Gene Ontology annotation, biological process: proteolysis. The coding region runs from base 135 to 1550 and encodes 471 amino acids.
ACGUCUUUUAUUUUGACACCGCGGACUAAAAGCAUCACGUGACUUCAUCACGGGAAAGUUGAAGUCACAUGAAUUUUUGGGACUACUUAAACCAUUUACUAGCCGGUUAAGAUUUUUUCCCCACACCUGGAAAGAUGCAUCUUGUGCUGGUGUGUUUGUUGCUGGGGGUUCUGGAGGUUUCUGGGGCUCCGAAUGCAGAUGAGAUCAAAUAUCUUCCCGGACUUCCAAAACAGCCCAGCUUCAGGCAUUAUUCAGGAUACUUCAACGUGGCAGACAACAAACACCUUCACUACUGGUUUGUUGAGUCUCAGAAAGAUCCGGCCAAUAGUCCGGUUGUUCUGUGGCUGAACGGAGGACCGGGAUGCAGCUCCUUGGAUGGUUUACUCACAGAACACGGACCAUUCCUGAUCCAAGAUGACGGUGCAACUCUAGAAUAUAACCCUUAUGCUUGGAACAAGAUUGCAAAUGUUUUAUACCUGGAGUCACCAGCAGGUGUCGGCUUCUCCUACUCUGAUGACAAGAAGUACACUACCAAUGAUACAGAGGUGGCCACAAACAACUACUUGGCCCUGAAAGAAUUUUUCAGGUCGUUUCCUGAGUUCAGCAAGAAUGAGUUUUUCCUGACCGGAGAGAGUUACGGAGGCAUUUACAUUCCCACACUGGCUGAGAUCGUUAUGGAGGACAGCAGCAUUAAUUUGCAGGGUAUUGCAGUUGGAAAUGGCUUGUCAAGUUAUGAACUGAAUGAUAAUUCACUCAUCUAUUUUGCAUACUAUCAUGGACUUCUUGGGACCAGCUUGUGGAAUGACCUGCAGAAAUUUUGCUGCAAAGAUGGAGUGUGCAACUUCCACGAUAACCAGGACGUGAACUGCUCCGUUUCUCUCUAUACAGCUCAAAAUAUAGUCUACAAUUCAGGACUCAACAUUUAUAACCUGUACGCACCCUGUGCCGGAGGUGUACAGCAGCGGGUCAGCAUUGAAAAUGGCCAGUUUGUGAUCCGAGACCUGGGCCACCACUUCCUCAACCAUCCAUGGUCCAAAGCGCAGAACGAGAAAUUGCGAGAUGUGGUCUCCCUGUUCAAGUCCUCGAGGCUGGAUCCUCCGUGCACCAACUCGACUCCGUCCACGCUGUACCUCAACAACCCGCUGGUGAAGUCUGCUCUCCACAUCUCCCGCGGUGCUCUGGACUGGGUCAUCUGCAGCGCUGAAGUCAACCUGAACUACAAACGUCUGUUCAACGAUGUGAAGAAGCAGUACCUGAAGCUUCUUGGAGCGCUAAAAUACCGCGUGCUGGUGUAUAAUGGAGAUGUGGACAUGGCCUGCAACUUUCUAGGAGACGAGUGGUUUGUGGAGUCGCUCCAGCAAGAGGUACAGGUGCAGCGCAGACCUUGGGUUUAUUUCAACGGUGAAACUCAGCAGAUCGGCGGCUUUGUCAAGGAUUUUUCCCACAUUUCUUUUCUCACGGUGAAGGGUUCGGGUCACAUGGUUCCCACUGACAAACCCAUAGCGGCCUUCACGAUGUUCAGUCGCUUCAUCACCAAACAACCUUACUAGAACACACUCAGGGAUUUUUACUGUAUUUGCACUUUCACACUGGUAUAAUGUUUCUGAUGUAUGCACCACAGAUUUUUAUUUUUUUUUUUUCCCCUCCUCAUUUUGCUACUCAAAACUAUGUGUUUAAGUAGUUCAGUUGCCAGCCUGUGAACUAAAGUCAUGCUGACUGUACAUAAUUUUGUCUUAUGCGUUGAAGAGAUUUCCAGGUGUCUGUCGAUCUCUGAUUCUGAUUGAUUUAAUAGCGAGAGACGCUAAGUGUUUACGAAUUGAAAUGCAAUCCGAUCAGCUGUGAGUGGAUGAUGACUGUUAAUUGCACAAUUUUAGCUCACGUCUUCUCAAACAUGAAACCGUAGCUUUUAUUAAUCAUCACACAGAUUACGUCACUCUGAUAACUAGACUUUGGUUGAGGUGUCACUCGUUUGUGGUUUAAAGUGAUGUACUUGUGCUCAUAAGGGAAUAUUUUUGUGCCUUUUUAAUCCUCUCCCUGUUUUUUAAUUAAAGACAUUUUCUAUGA